AUGGUCAAAUGUAGGACAAAUGUCUACAACCUGACUUUCCGUGGACUGACAAUAGAAACUCCACAGCAAAGAUGGAGAAGGAGGGAGAAUGCUGGUGGUGAUCAGGUCAAGGAGAAUCUGAUUCAGCUGAGUUGUCACUUCACAUGGGAUCUGCUGUUUGAAGACAUUGACAUACCUGAUUUGGAAAUGAGGAUCUUGGAUGAGGUUGAGUUCCUAGACAUCAAGAACACAGUGCGAAUGCUCAACUUCCGGGCCUAUAUGAAACACCUGAAAGGUCAGCAUGAGGAAGCCCUGCAGAGCUUGAAAGAAGCAGAAGCCUUGAUCGAGAGAGAAGACUUGGGCAUGAGAAACUUGGUGACCUGGGGCAACUGUGCCUGGGUGCAUUACCACAUGGGCAGCUUGUCAGAAGCCCAGACCUACCUGGACAAGGUAGAGAACACUUGCAAGGAAUUGGGCAGUCCUUUCCGCCAUUAUAUAGAUUGUGCAGAGAAUGACUGUGAGCAAGGCUGGGCCUUGCUGAAGUGUGGAGGAAAGAAUUAUGCAGUAGCCAGGACCUGCUUUCAGAUGGCUCUGAAAGAUGAGCCUGAAAACCCUGAAUACAACAUUGGCUAUGCAGUUGCAGCCUAUCACAUAGACUUUGAUGAUAAUAGUAUCUCUCUAGAACCCCUAAGGAAGGCUGUCAGGUUAAAUCCAGAAGAUCCAAAUAUUAAAGUGUACCUUGCCCUGAAGCUUCAGGAUGUGGGAGAAGCAGCUGAAGCAGAAGCACACAUUGAAGAAGCCCUCAGUAACACAUCCUGCCGACACUCUAUCUUGCGCUAUGUAGCCAAGUAUUAUCGAAGGAAAGGCUGCAUAGACAAGGCUCUCCCUCUGCUACACAGGGCCUUGCAGGCAUCCCCUGCCUCUAGCUACCUGCAUUACCAACUAGGGCUCUGCUACCAUCGACAAGUGAUGCAACUGAGGACAUCCAGCAAUAAGCAGGCCCAAAGGCAGGCGGCACAACAGGCCCUUUUUGAAUUUCAAGAGGCUGUGAAACUCAGGCCCACAUUUGAGAUGGCUUAUGUUUUCAUGGCUGAAGUGCAGGCAGAAAUUGGCCAGUAUGAAGAAGCAGAGGCAAAUUUCCAGAAGGCACUGAACAUGAAGGAACCAAACAUGAUUAUUCAGUUUCACAAAAGGCAGGAUAUUCAUUUCCGCUAUGGCCUUUACCAAGACUUUCAUCGGAAAUCAGAGGACAAGGCGAUCAGCCAUUACUUAAUAGGACUUCAUCUGAAACAAAAAAACUUUGUCUGGAGGAAACUACUCACAACUUUGGAGGAAGUGGCCAGAAGACAUGCUAGCCAGGAUGUUCGACUUGUGGAGAGCUAUAGCUUGCUUGGCUUAGUCCACAAACUGAAGGGGGAAAAGGAAGAGGCCCUGCAGUGCUAUGAGACAGCUCUGAGGCUCACUGAGGAGGUGAACCCUGAAUUCUGA
Molecule: messenger RNA, 1467 nt
Organism: Onychomys torridus (southern grasshopper mouse)
Lineage: Eukaryota; Metazoa; Chordata; Mammalia; Rodentia; Cricetidae
Product: interferon-induced protein with tetratricopeptide repeats 1-like
Exons: 2
Coding region: 1-1467 (488 amino acids)
Biological process (GO): defense response to virus
Cellular component (GO): cytosol
Molecular function (GO): protein binding; RNA binding
Source: RefSeq, a predicted model, not a curated record